GGCCUUUUUAACUCAUGUAUGAUACCUUUGGAGCUAUGUUGUGCAACACAUAGCAGACCACAGGACAAUAUUAGCGGCGCAUUAAGUAACAUCCUUACAAGUUACACACAUGCCUAUUAGCGGCUCGACAGUCUAGAAGUAGAAGCCACGUGAUUAGAGUUAUGUUAGUUAUACCGUCUACUCAUGUAAUAGUUAACUAAAACGUGAUAUGUAAAUCCUAAAAUUUCAAGAAGAUUUUUUGCAAGAACCUGGCAACUCUGCAUUCUAGUUAUUUACAAGUGUAGCAGCAACGCAAUGGGUAAAUAAUUUCAACUAAGUAGGGUUUGCUUUAGAUGAAUCCAUACCACGAACUUAAGCCUCUUAUUCUUAAUAGAACAGAGUGAACAAUGCCUGGGGGAAGAAGGGGCCUAGUUGCACCUCAGAAUACAUUCUUGGAUAAUAUCAUUCGGCGUUGUAAUUCAUUGCCGGACUGUAGUUUCCUGUUGGGUAACGCUCAGAUAGUGGAUUAUCCAGUGGUCUACUGCUCGGAAACAUUCUGCAAAAUCGCCGGGUUUAACAGGGCUGAAGUGAUGCAGAAAAGCUGUCGGGCUAACUUCAUGUAUGGGGAAAUGACUGACAAGAAUACGAUAACCAAAGUUGAACAGUGCCUAGAAAACCAAUCUUUGGACCAAUUUGAAAUUCUACUCUAUAAAAAGAAUCGAACACCAUUAUGGCUUCUUCUUCACAUUGCACCUAUAAAAAAUGAAAAGGACGUUGUGGUGCUGUUUCUGCUGACGUUCAGGGACAUCACGGCUCUAAAGCAGCCUCUGGAAGACGAAGCUGCUAAAAGUACAGUUCUGAUGAGUGGCUUGAGCAAGUUUGCCCGUUUAGCCAGAUCAGUCACCAGGAGUCGCUCUGUCAUUGUUCAGCAGUUUUCAUCACAUCUACCUGUUGUAAAGUCGGAGAAUGCAAAACAGUCACAACUGGGCCAGGUGAUGAGCCUGAAUCCUGAUGUCACCUUACAGUACCGUCAAGAAGCUCCCAAGACCCCUCCACAUAUUCUUCUUCAUUAUUGUGCUUUCAAAGCCAUCUGGGACUGGAUUAUUCUCUGUCUAACCUUCUACACCGCCAUCAUGGUGCCCUACAACGUGGCUUUCAAGAGUAAAAGCAAUGAAGACGUGAGCUUUCUUGUGCUUGAUAGUAUUGUUGAUGUCAUCUUCUUCAUCGACAUCGUCCUCAACUUUCAUACUACUUUUGUAGGUCCAGGCGGAGAAGUUGUUUCUGACCCAAAAAUCAUCAAGAUGAAUUAUCUGAAAAGUUGGUUCAUUAUUGAUCUUCUAUCUUGUCUCCCGUACGACGUCUUUAACGCAUUUGAUCAAGAUGAUGAUGGGAUUGGGAGCCUGUUCAGUGCUUUAAAAGUCGUAAGGUUACUUCGACUUGGAAGAGUUGUACGGAAACUCGAUCGUUACUUGGAGUACGGGGCGGCCAUGUUGAUACUUCUUCUGUGUUUUUACAUGUUAGUUGCUCAUUGGUUAGCCUGCAUUUGGUACAGUCUUGGUCGCAGUGACGCAGAAAAUGCUUUUGUAUAUAGCUGGUUGUGGAAACUCUCGAAUGUUACUCAAAUACCAUUUUACUUUCACAUUUCCAACGAAUCUUUCGAAACUGAACUGAUCGGAGGCCCUCCACGAGGUACCAUGUACGUUACUGCCCUCUACUAUACUAUGACAUGCAUGACAAGUGUUGGAUUUGGAAAUGUGGCAGCCGAAACGGACAACGAAAAAGUUUUUAGUAUAUGUAUGAUGAUAAUAGGAGCGUUGCUGUAUGCUACUAUAUUUGGCCACGUGACCACUAUAAUCCAACAGAUGACGUCAGUAACAGCACGUUACCACGAAAUGUUGAAUAACGUGCGUGAGUUCAUGAAGCUACACGAAUUACCCAAAUCACUUAGCGAGCGCGUGAUGGAUUACGUCGUAUCCACCUGGGCAAUGAACAAAGGGAUAGACACUAAAAUGGUACUAAGUUACUGUCCGAAAGAUAUGAUGGCUGACAUCUGUGUUCACCUAAACCGAAAAGUGUUCAACGAACACCCAGCUUUCCGGUUGGCGAGUGAUGGAUGUCUACGGGCUCUUGCCAUGUAUUUCAGCAUGGACCACAGUGCUCCUGGCGACCUGUUGUACCACACUGGAGAAAGCAUUGACACACUAUGUUUCGUAGUGGCUGGAUCACUCGAGGUUAUUCAAGAUGACGAAGUAGUUGCCAUUUUAGGAAAAGGCGAUGUUUUCGGGGAUGUUUUUUGGAAAGAACCUACGAUCGGUCAGUCUUGUGCUAACGUCCGGGCCCUGACAUACUGUGAUAUACACUCCAUCAAGAGAGACAAGCUUCUAGAGGUUCUCAACUUUUAUCAUGCCUUCGCCAAUUCUUUUGCGAGAAACCUUGUUCUCACAUAUAAUCUCAGGCAUCGGUUGAUUUUUCGCAAAGUUGCUGACGUUAAGAGAGAAAAAGAAUUAGCAGAGAAACGGAAGAAUGAACCUCCGCAAGACCUCUCUCAGGAUCACUUGGUUCGAAAACUGUUCAACCGGUUUAAGAAAACCGGUCCUGAGAAAGCGGUCGGCGGCAACCAAGUUGGAGCAUCUCUUGCAACUGAUGUGGAAAAAGGAGAACGUUCCUCAGCUAGCGCUACUGACAACGGAAGCGAAAAGAAUAAAAAUGCCACAGUGAAAGUAUUCAGUAUUUCGGAAGUUGGAGAGAAAGCUGAUAAACCAGAAAGGACUUCAAAAUGGGGUUCUUUUAAAGCCACAAGUAGUGAUCACGAAGGUAGGAAUAACAAAGAAAACCAGAUUGAUUCUGAAAAUCAAUCGUUGACCAAUCGGGGGGAAGCUGUUGCUAAAAAGAAUGACUCUUUUCAAAUAAGUAAUGAUGCAAAGCCGGGAUCAGGGACAGGGAGUAAAGGUUUCGGAAAGUUGUCUAAGAUUCUGAGUAGUCGUCAGGAAACAAUUGAAGAGGCUAGUGAACCAAACUUACACCAAUCUACUCCAAAACGAAAAGAUGCAGAAUCAUCUAGUUGUGGAAAUUCAAAUACAAAUGUCAGUAAUGUAAAGAUUAGUUAUCAAAGAAAUCUGCACGUUGAAGAUCAAACAUCUGUUAAUAAAGAACGAAGUAGUGACAGUGGAACUUUUCCGAGUGAUGUGUUCGAUCCCCGUAGUAUCUCUAAUACAGACUAUCAGCAGAUUAUAGCCAAUCUUAUGGACUUACGGGUGGACCUCAAACUUGAAAUUCAAAAAAUUAGCAAUAAAAUGACUCGAAUAGACGAGCAAGUAACUGAACUAUUAAAACAAUUCGCCCAUAACUCUGGGCUUUCCAGUAGCCCAAUUCCUCUUUCAAAAGGUGAAAAUACUUUUCAUUUAGAACUGAAACCUUUGAAAGGAUCUCAGAACUCUUCAGAGCAUUCCAAGCAUAUUUGCUCUCACCAUGGGUCUUUCAAAAGAAAAAGUGUUCAUGGAAAGGCGAAGGCAAAGUCCCCUUCACCACGAGCCUGCUCUUCGGAUUCGACAGUUCGGGCAAUGCUAGAGACUGAGAUAGAUGAACAAGGAAAGGAUGGCAGCCUUUCUCCGUUACCACAUAUUGAAAGGAGAGAGAAAAAGUAG
Molecule: messenger RNA, 3623 nt
Organism: Limulus polyphemus (Atlantic horseshoe crab)
Lineage: Eukaryota; Metazoa; Arthropoda; Merostomata; Xiphosura; Limulidae
Product: potassium voltage-gated channel protein eag-like
Exons: 10
Coding region: 387-3623 (1078 amino acids)
Biological process (GO): regulation of membrane potential; potassium ion transmembrane transport
Cellular component (GO): membrane
Molecular function (GO): voltage-gated potassium channel activity
Source: RefSeq, a predicted model, not a curated record